Molecule: messenger RNA, 909 nt
Organism: Bipolaris oryzae ATCC 44560
Lineage: Eukaryota; Fungi; Ascomycota; Dothideomycetes; Pleosporales; Pleosporaceae
Exons: 1
Source: RefSeq, a predicted model, not a curated record
GUGCCUUUACUACCAGCAACGUUCCGCAAAAACUAUAGGGUCGAGCCUGUCAGCGCCGAUAUUGGCGCAUUUCUUGAUAUCGAACUCAAUGUCAGGAGGUUGAACGAGAUACAUAACUGGCUAUGGCUUGUCGGACUCCCCACAGCACCCCGACCACUCCAUUACCAGAUCGUCAAAGGAAGGGAGAUUAUGGUGACGGAGCAACUAGAUUUGCAUCUCAUCUGGUCCUCUUCCAAGUCCUCCUCGAUACUCAUUAAGCCAUUACCCCGUUUCCUUUUUUGCCAGGUAUUCUGGCAAACCGAAAUCUGUCCGCGUCCACAUUUGUACAAGACAGCACUUGGUUUCAUGUUAUCGUAUGUUGCGCUCAUCGAACGAGAGGUCGACUACAACUUGGCUAUCUUCCAUGGACUCAUUCCCAAAGAGAUAACAUGGGCCGUGUGGUUGACGCUCGUGAGCGACAUUAUCUGCACCCUGCCUCAAGCAGUACCUUUCAACUCGGCCCUCGCUCCGUCGGUAAAUAUCAUGGAAGGCCACAUAGGCAUCAAUGAACGUUUCAUAUAUGGCGAGCUACGUCUUGGGCGGCUGAACUGGAUAUACCGCUUGGUCAUGGGAGAGAUACGUGGGUAUCUUAGCGGCUGUACCACGUAUGGAUCGUUCAUGCGGGAGAAUAUCAACAGCCUCAUCACUUGGUUCGCAUACACGACGAUUGUCCUCUCGGCGAUGCAGGUCGGGCUCUCCACACAGUCCCUCGGAGACAACCACUCCUUUAGUAUGGCAUCCUUCGUCUUUUCGGUUUUCUCUAUUCUGGCGCCGCUCGCAUGUAUUCUUGCCAUCACCGCCAUCAUGGCGGUCAUGAUUAUCGUCAAUCUUGUCCGGACGCUGAGGAUUCGAAAGCAGAAGCGACGUAGA